CAUUUUUUCAGCAUCUAACUGUAUCCUAAAACUUCUAAAGAUCAGAGGUUCUUUGUAAUCUAGCGUUAUAUUCGAAAACACAUUCAAGGUUAUUGUUUCGAACAAGGAAGUAAAAGGUGCGUUGUCUAUGGUAAAAAUGAUUUUUCAUUAAAAAUUAUGAGCAAUUAGUGUCAAGCAACACUUAAAUAAACGUCAAAAAAAUCCAAAAAAAAGCCGAAAGGCAACUGUUGUAGUUUUUAAUUUAGUUUAUAAACUUAUUUGUGUUUUAUUAUUGUUGAUAGUAUCUUUAAAAGUGUACCAACUAUUAUUUUAUCUAGUCUUAAACAUACCUAUUUUAGUUUGCGGGCAAACUGAGUCCAUGACGUUCGCUAAUGUGCCAUAAAAAUCUUGAUGGAUGACUCUUUGUUGUUGAAAUAGUGAUUUUUGGUGCUUUAAAUAAGAGUUGUUCAGCGAAAUCGUUUGAAAAACAUUCGCGUAAUAAUCAUUACACGUCUCGAAUGUGAUAUAUAUUGAAAUAUCCUUUCUUUUAAGAAAUCCCGCCAUAAUACUGCAAGUGAUUUUUUGAUUGUUUCGUAACAUAAUUUAAGCUAUAACGUUUUUAAAAAUGGAACAAUUGCUCAACUUAAGCGGGAAAAAUACCAGCGCUGAUGUAAUACGCCAUCCGUAGAGUCUAAAAAGAUUCUAAUAAGAAGAAAAUAUGUCAACCUUGCAAGACAGUCAGUCCUUCUGGAAUAUUUCUAGUGAUAAUACAGAUUUGAAAUAUGAAAAAUGUCGUAAUAUAACCGAGGAAAUAUAUAAAAGGAUUGACAUAACAUUUAAAAUAAAGAAAUUGGAGACAGGAACACAAAGUGAAUCUGACUACAGUGAUCAAAUAGAUAGUAAUGAACUCAGCAACGAAACAGACCUGUUCGCUUGCGACAAAAGUUCAAUAUCGAGCAGUACGGAGUUAGAAGCCCUGGAGCAUGGCAGUGCGAUGUGCGAGAAGUUCAUCAAUAAUAAUAACAACGAAGAAACGAAGAAGAAACCGACCACAGUUUAUAAGAGGCCUCGGAAAAGGUUUCGCAAGCGUGUUAAGAAGCAGCAACGUUCGAAGCGCGACUCGGACGGGUCGAGUGACGAAGCCCCGCUGAGCCGGGUGGUCGACUUGGACUUCAGCCGCGAGAGCCGCGUGACGCCGUCACCGUCACACGCCGUGAUGGGCGUGCCGAAUGUGGUCAUCACACCGAUUGAUUUAAAGAAAUUCAAGCUGCCAUUACCGGAGAAGAAAUCGACGAAGAAAAAUGAUUCGAAAUGCCCUACAGAAGAAUCCAAAGACAAAACUACACCGUCCGCCAUAGACAAGCCGAUUGAUGAUACGAAAGAUGUCAUCGACAAGACGGUUACUGAGAAACGGAAAUCAACGGAAUGGAAUUGCUCAAUAUGCAGCUUGUCUUUUCGUGGCGAGAGAGGGCUGAGGCGUCACAUGACAAUGUCCCACAUCAUAAACCCGCACGAAGCAAAGAAGUCCAACGAGAAAGAGGAAUGAACGCGUACAGGUGAAUUGAAA
Messenger RNA from Vanessa tameamea, 1546 nucleotides. RefSeq lists its product as uncharacterized. The transcript is spliced from 5 exons. Bases 698 to 1525 code for a protein of 275 amino acids. NCBI's taxonomy places the organism in Eukaryota, Metazoa, Arthropoda, Insecta, Lepidoptera, Nymphalidae. The record is from RefSeq and is a predicted model, not a curated record.